GGACGCGCUCUCCACUUCUCUCUCUCGCUCUCUCCACCGCGGCUCCACUUGCGAAAGCGUAGAAGCGCGCCAAAAAAGCGCGCGCAAAAACAAAAAGCCAACUAACGGGACAAAAGUCGCGCGCGACUCGUAAGCUUGUUUACUUUGCCAUUAUAAAUCCGGCGGGCGCUUUGUUUGUGUUUGUGUUGAUGUUGCAACACCAACAGCAGGGAAAUUCGCAGCGAUUAGCCAUAAACGAUAUCUGAGGAAGAAUAAUCAGGAACCGAUCAGCAGGCCGAGCAAUCUGCUUAAAAUGCUGAAAAUGCAGCUGCAGUUGAGCAGUCAUGAUGGUAAUUCACCACCCCGACCCCUCCGUCAGCAACCAAAACUGGCUUAUCAUCAUCGGGAGCAACAGCAAAAACAAAAACAAGUGCUCCAAGGACGUUCGCCGGCGCUGUUGCCAGUGAUGCUGCUCCUCCUGAUGGCCAUGCUCCUCACGCGCCCUCUAAGCGCCUUCUCCAACCGAUUGUCGGACACGAAGCUGCACGAGAUCUACUUGGACGACAAGGAGAUCAAGUUGAGUUGGAUGGUGGACUGGUACAAGCAGGAGGUGCUCUUCCAUUUGCAGAAUGCAUUCAACGAGCAGCACCGCUGGUUCUAUCUGGGAUUCUCGAAACGUGGUGGCCUCGCGGAUGCGGAUAUUUGUUUUUUCGAGAACCAGAAUGGAUUCUUUAACGCGGUGACCGACACGUACACAAGUCCGGAUGGACGGUGGGUAAGGCGGGACUACCAGCAGGAUUGCGAGGUCUUCAAGAUGGACGAGUUUACGCUGGCCUUCAGACGCAAGUUCGACACCUGCGAUCCCCUAGAUCUGCGACUACAUGAGGGCACCAUGUACGUGGUCUGGGCCCGUGGUGAAACGGAGCUGGCUCUGGAGGAUCACCAGUUUGCCCUGCCCAAUGUGACGGCUCCGCACGAGGCGGGUGUUAAGAUGCUGCAGUUGCUCCGGGCCGACAAGAUACUCAUACCCGAAACCGAACUGGACCACUUGGAGAUCACGCUGCAGGAGGCGCCCAUUCCCGCCCAGGAGACGACCUACUGGUGCCACGUCCAGCGUCUGGAAGGCGAUCUCCGGCGGCGCCACCACAUCGUGCAGUUCGAGCCGCUCAUCCGGACGCCGGGCAUUGUCCACCACAUGGAGGUGUUCCACUGCGAGGCCGAGGAGCACGUGGAGAUCCCCCUGUACAACGGUGACUGUGAGCAGAUGCCGCCGCCGGUGAAGGUCUGCUCCAAGGUGAUGGUGCUGUGGGCCAUGGGCGCCGGCACCUUCACCUAUCCCCCGGAGGCUGGCCUGCCCAUUGGCGGACCCGGCUUCAAUCCCUACGUCCGGCUGGAGGUUCACUUCAAUAAUCCAGAGAAGCAGGCUGGUUUGGUGGACAACUCGGGCUUCCGCAUCAAGAUGUCAAAGACGCUGCGACAAUACGAUGCCGCCGUAAUGGAACUGGGCCUGGAGUACACCGACAAGAUGGCCAUUCCGCCGGGCCAGACCGCUUUCCCGCUGAGCGGCUACUGUGUGGCGGACUGCACCCGGGCCGCUCUGCCGGCGACGGGCAUCAUCAUCUUUGGAUCCCAGCUGCACACCCACCUGCGCGGAGUGCGCGUCCUCACCCGGCACUUCCGCGGGGAGCAGGAGCUGCGGGAGAUCAACCGGGAUGACUUCUACUCGAACCACUUCCAGGAGAUGCGCACCCUGCACUACAAGCCGCGUGUCCUGCCGGGCGACGCCUUGGUGACCACUUGCUACUACAACACGAAGGAUGACAACACCGCCGCCCUCGGGGGAUUCUCCAUCAGCGACGAGAUGUGCGUCAACUACAUCCACUACUAUCCGGCCACCAAACUGGAGGUCUGCAAGAGUUCCGUUUCCGAGGAGACGCUGGAGAACUACUUUAUUUACAUGAAGCGCACGGAGCACCAGCACGGAGUGCACCUGAACGGAGCCAGGUCGUCCAACUACCGGAGCAUCGAGUGGACCCAGCCAAGGGUCGACCAGCUGUACACCAUGUACAUGCAGGAGCCGCUGAGCAUGCAGUGCAACAGGUCGGAUGGCACCCGCUUCGGGGGGCGGCCCAGCUGGGAGGGCGUGGCAGCGACGCCCGUGCAAAUCCGCAUACCCAUCCACCGCAAGCUGUGCCCCAACUACAAUCCGCUGUGGCUGAAGCCGCUGGAGAAGGGCGAGUGCGAUUUGCUGGGGGAGUGCAUCUAUUAGGCAUUAGGCAUUAGGCGGAGGGCGUAAUCGCCUUGGCUGGCAUGGGGGCGUGGCAUAGCACAAGCACACACACACACACACAGAGCACACAGCACACCCAUACACCUGCAAACGAAAUGGCUUAUACGGGCAUUUUGACUUCAACAGUCGUAGUUCCAUAACCAAAACAUUUUUGUAGUGUUUAUUAUUAUUAUUAUUAUAUAUAAUGCUAAGUAUUUAGCAAACUCUUAUUUAAACUUUAGUUUGAUUUGAUUUUUUAAUAGGAUGAGGCUUGAAAUUAAAUUCAUAUACUGAAAUAAAAACAAUCUUUUCUAUACUGAAAGUAUUCUAUGUUUUAUUUGUUAAUUAAAGAAAAAUAUAUUUUUAAAAUUAAUAGCCAUCCUUAAAGUUGUAAAAGCUAAUCUUAAAAAUAAUUUCUUACGUGUAAGAACUUAAAAUUGUAUGCUUUUUUAUACGUUUUCCUGGGCAAGAUAACCUUUUUUUUCUGCAAACUUCAAACAGAAGUAUCUGAAGAAUUUGUUUAAAUUUUAUAACCUCUGUCUAAGUGGUCAAAAGGUGGUUUUUUUUAAAGCGUUAGGGAAGUUCGACUGUAGUCGCUUUGUAUUUGCCCGUUCAUCUGCAUCGCCAUUAGCAUUAUCAUUAUCCUUUCUUUCGGCGAGUGUGUGUGUGUGUGUGGGCCAAAGUGAAAGCAACGCAAGGGCAACAGGCCAAAACAAAUGUUUUCGCUCUUUAAAUAACUAAUGCAUUUACCAAUCCCGCCCAUGUUCCUAACCCCUUUCACUUUUACUUUCGCCCUUUUGCCUUGGCUUUUGGCCUGCUUUUGUGUUAUUUUUUUCUGUUUUUGUGCCCUUUGCCCUUGUUGUCUUGGCCAGCCUUUGAAAUUUGCCGACUGACAGCGCCGCCAGGCUAAAACGUUUAACACAAAGCAGCUUACAAGGAAGGCAUGGCCCACACACACACACCCUCGCACGCACACACACACGCACUGAACUUGGCUGAGAGGAAAUUGUAGCAUACUUCUCAGCGCCAGCUGAAAAAUAAAAUGGCCAACUGACUGAAUGGAACGGAAGGGACUUAAAUGGACAAAGUGGCCGGAACCAAGAAGGCCAAAAGUAUAAUGGCGGAGCGGGGGACUCGAGCUCACUGUUUAUACAAUAUAAAUGAGCAAACUUUUGAUGCAACCCGACGUUGCCAAGUCUAAUUACCAAGAAGCUCUUAGGAAAACGCCAGGCAAAAAGGCGGGAAAAAGAAAACAAAACGUAGAAAAAUAUAUUCACAUUGGUAUUGGGUUCUUAUUGGGGGAUCGUGGGACAUGGUAGAUGAGCUACCAGCAGCCAGGAGCUUACUUACCAGGAAAUCCCCCUCCAGAAUCCCUCGAUAUCCGUAUCAUUCCUUCACGCUUUUCAUUAGUUCUAUCUUUCAUAGUUUUUAGUUUUUCCUAUCUCAACUACACACACACACACAAGUGCACCCACACACACACACACAAACACCGAACACACAUACAUUUGAGUAAACAUGUAAUGGAUACGUUUAAGUGUAGCCAACAUACAUAUGUAAGAUGUGAUAAUUGUUCUAUGGCUAUAAAAGAAAUAUAUAUACACAUGAAUAUAUAAACUAUGUAGAUGAAAUAUUUAUAAAAAACAAAAACGAAUCGAAAGCGAAACCAAAAAAAAAGUAAAAUGUAUAAUUUAUCGAAUAAAAACUGA
Molecule: messenger RNA, 3957 nt
Organism: Drosophila subpulchrella
Lineage: Eukaryota; Metazoa; Arthropoda; Insecta; Diptera; Drosophilidae
Gene: Tbh
Product: tyramine beta-hydroxylase
Exons: 8
Coding region: 293-2248 (651 amino acids)
Biological process (GO): norepinephrine biosynthetic process; octopamine biosynthetic process; dopamine catabolic process
Cellular component (GO): secretory granule membrane
Molecular function (GO): copper ion binding; dopamine beta-monooxygenase activity
Source: RefSeq, a predicted model, not a curated record